CAAAUAGUCGUUGAGCCGUGAGCGUAGUAUUUUUUAUUUAGGAUUAGUAUUUAAUAAAAUAUACACUGCAACAAAAUAGAUACAACACCAAGUACAUCUUAUUAUUUUUUCUUUGUCAAGUUUGGUGAUAACGCCGUAAAUUUGCCAAAAUGAGCUUCUCAUUUGGGCAAGCCGCCACAACCGCCAAUACUUUUGGGACUCCCACAGCUGCUACUGAUAACAAACCAAAUCUGUUUGGAAGUCCAACUACAAGUACACCCGGCUUCGGUGCUUUUUCCUUUGGAGCUAAAACCACUGCGGCGCCAAGUCUUUUUUCAACUCCAACUGCCACCACUGCCGCUCCAGCUUUUGGUGCUGCUAAACCUAGUUUUGGCUUCACUUCACCACCAAAUCAAACAGUAGGCAGCCCUGGAUUUGGACAACCAGCACAACAGCAAUCUACGCCACUGUUUGGUGGUGGCCAACAGACCCAAACUCCUGCGUUUGGUGGUGGCCAACAGACCCAAACUCCUGCGUUCGGAGCACCCGCUACACAAGCGACAGUGACCCCAUUUGGCACACCGCAGGCUUCAUCAUUCUCCUUCAAGACUGGCACGGGACUUACAACACCCGCUUCUGGGUUCUCAGCACCCCAACUGUCUACGGCACCCACGUCGACUGCGCCGCAGUCAACACAAUCCGCAUUCAGUCUCGGGACGGCCACAAGUAAUGCGCCGGCCUUUGGGCAGGCGGCGGGCAAGCCGGCGUUCAGCUUCGGCGGACUUACCGCUACCACUACUAGCGCUGGUGCUGCGCCAACUUUUGGGGGUGCAAGUGGAUUUUCUUUCGGUGGAGCUGCAACCACAAGUGCCCAACAGCCACCAGCGUUCGGUCAAGUGGCAACCCCAGCACAACAAACGCCACAGUUCGGUCAACCCGCUCAAACCACAGCUCAACCUUUCGGUGCCACCCAAUCCGGUUUCAACCUGACUCCUCAGACCACACAAAGUGGACAAUCCUUUGCUACCAGCACGCAAAGUCAACCUUUAAACUUCGCAGCCGCGCCGACAACCCAAGCUCCCAGUUUCGGCGCACAAACAACACAAGCAACUUUGUCCUUUGGUACCAAACCACAAACAACGUCGGCUCUGUCGUUUGGUACCCCACAAACUAGUCAGCCGUCAUUCGGAGCGGCGACGACGCAACCGGGCUUCGGAGCAACCACGCAAAGCCAGCCGACCUCCCUAAGUCUUGGUACCUCGCAACCCAGUCUAAGUUUUGGUACCACGGCGCAAACUAGCCAGCCGGCUAGUUUUGGGACAGCACCGAGCACUCAAGCAGCGACGAUUCAGCCAACUGCGAGUUUUGGAACAACUCCAACGACUCAAAGCCAACCCAGUCUAAGUUUUAGUACCACCCAAACAGGGCAAAGUCAGCCGACUCUAAGUUUUGGUACUAAGCCAGCAACCACAAGCGCGGCUCCGCUCACUGGAGGGUUAAACUUUGGGGCAACCACAACCAGUGGAGGGCUCAGUUUUGGUACCACAACAACCACGGCUAGCACGGGACUCAGCUUCAGCACGUCAGGUGCUCUGUCUUUUGGUAAAACGGCAACCACUUCAGGAACAACAUCAACAUCUGCGCCGUCCGGUAUUACUGCGCUGGGACAAUCCAGCACAAGCGCAGCAUUGCCUACACUCAGCACCGCAACAACCACAACAGCGGCCAUUACCGCACCGGCGGCGAUAUCUUCAGUGACGUUCGCGCAAUUAGAGGAGAGCAUCAACAAAUGGACUCUGGAGUUGGAGGAGCAGGAGCGGACCUUCAUCGGCCAGGCCACGCAGAUCAACGCGUGGGACCGCCUGCUUAUAUCCAACGGAGAAAAAAUAGUGGAACUCAAUGAUGCAGUAGAGACGGUCAAGAACGAGCAACAGAGUUUGGAACACGAACUGGACUUUGUGCUCGCUCAGCAAAAGGAGUUAGAACAGUUGUUAGCGCCGCUUGAGAAGCAGUUAGCUGACGGGGCUGAUAGAAUGAGAGAUCCGGAGAGAGAACACAUGUAUUCUCUUGCGGAAACCCUGGACACACAGCUGCGUCAGAUGUCAGAAGACCUGAAGGAAGUUAUUGAACAUCUGAACGAAACCAACAGGAGUCAAGACAGCAAUGAUCCUAUUGUCCAAAUCGGUCGUAUUCUCAACGCGCACAUGUCGUCGAUGCAGUGGAUAGACAACUCCAUAGCUCAGAUCACGGACAAGCUGGACACGUUGAAGGCGACGCACGAUACCCUGAGGAGGGACAACGAGAGAUCGUUCCAUCUCACUUAUAACUAAGCGAAUAUGCCUGAUUUCUGCCAGCCCCUGGGCGAGAUUUCACCACAAAUAAAAAAGUGAGAUUUCACCACAAGUAAAAAAGCGAGAUUUCACCACAAAUACCUCCAAAAAGAAACUUUUUGUUUUUGUAGAAAAGCCGUUACUGCGAGCUUUUUUCGCAGGAUCUUUUUUACUUAGAUUGGUUAAUUUUUUGACGCUAGCCAAUCAAAAGCGAUAGUGGAUAGAUGACCACUGUUAUUUGUCCAAAAACUUAGGCGCCAUGGGUCUUGUUACACCUACCGAGAGUGGCGAGACAGUGCUCU
Molecule: messenger RNA, 2611 nt
Organism: Aricia agestis (brown argus)
Lineage: Eukaryota; Metazoa; Arthropoda; Insecta; Lepidoptera; Lycaenidae
Gene: Nup62
Product: nuclear pore glycoprotein p62
Exons: 12
Coding region: 150-2309 (719 amino acids)
Biological process (GO): RNA export from nucleus; protein import into nucleus
Cellular component (GO): nuclear pore; nuclear pore central transport channel
Molecular function (GO): phospholipid binding; structural constituent of nuclear pore
Source: RefSeq, a predicted model, not a curated record